Messenger RNA from Micropterus salmoides (largemouth bass), 8651 nucleotides. RefSeq names its product zinc finger and BTB domain containing 47b (gene zbtb47b). NCBI's taxonomy places the organism in Eukaryota, Metazoa, Chordata, Actinopteri, Centrarchiformes, Centrarchidae. Gene Ontology annotation, biological process: regulation of transcription by RNA polymerase II. Gene Ontology annotation, molecular function: protein binding; DNA-binding transcription factor activity, RNA polymerase II-specific; RNA polymerase II cis-regulatory region sequence-specific DNA binding. Gene Ontology annotation, cellular component: nucleus. The transcript has 6 exons. The coding region runs from base 411 to 2600 and encodes 729 amino acids. The record is from RefSeq and is a predicted model, not a curated record.
GCGGUUGCAGGCGCGCACAGUGAGAGGAAGCGCACCCAGGUUUGCGCCAUAUGGCUGUUUGUCCUUCCCAGUCCUCCUCCUGCUCACGCCAAAAACAAAAAAGAAAAAAUCCAAUACAAAGAAAUGCGCCUGUCUCGCAACUCCACGUUAAACAGUACCGUGUCCCUUUAAAAACGUCUGACAAAAAAGCCCAUAUGAUCCCCGUGCUCCAAUCACCAAUUCCUUCUGCAAAAGCAGCCUCUGCAUUUUUGUCUGUCUGAAUGCUACAGCAGCACGGGGGUAAAAAGAUUGAGGAUAAGGCAAAGACUGAAGAAAUGUGACAAUUCAACGGUCAGUUUCAUGGCGAAGGGAAAACUGGUGCGAAAGGAGUUAUUCUGGGACUCCUUCGAGCCUCGAAACGCUGGAUCAAAAUGCUCAUAGUGGAGAAGACAACAGACUUCCCCUCUGCUGAGUUCUCUCUGGUAGAGGAUGUGGCUCUGCACUUCACCUGUUUGAUGGACAGGCUGAACGAGCAGCGCCUCUUCCAGCCUGACCUGUGUGACGUCGACAUCGUUCUGGUGCGUCAGCACAGCACCUUCCCGGCCCACAAGGGCGUGCUGGCGGCCUACAGCCCUUUCUUCCACUCUCUUUUUGCCCAAAGCAAACAGCUGCGGCGGGUGGACCUGUCACUGGAUGCACUGACCUCACAGGGCCUGCAGCAAAUCCUCAACUUCAUUUACACCUCCAAACUCCUGGUGAGCAGCCGUACUGUCCGCGACGUGCUCAACGCCGCUACCCUGCUUCAGAUGAGCGACAUUGCGGCCUCCUGUCGCGACCUCAUCAGUAGCCACUCGCUGAGAACCACCUGCGCAGAUAUGGCCAGUCAGGAAGGCCUGGGUGGCGGUGAUCCAGCUGCUGUAGCGAUACCCCCAUGCCAACUGUACCCGGAGAUCAAACAGGAGUCAGAGCUUGGGAGGGUGUACAAGAGGGAAGGCAGCAGCCCGUUCUCUAUUAGAGUGGAGGAGGCAGGCAAGACGGCCUCCCAGCAGAAGCAGUCUUUGUGCAAAGCUGAGAGCAAUGGAGAGGAGUCAAAGACAGCAGAUGGCCACAUCUCCUUCAACAGAGACCAGAUCAUUGUUGAAGUUAACCUUAACAACCAGACCCUUAAUGUGUCAAAGGGAUCCGAAGGCAAAUCGGCGACCGCCACAGAGACAGCCACCAUCUUUGGUCAUUGCCAUGACAACGAGAGAGAUUCAGAAGACGAUGAGGAGAAUGAGGCGGAUAAUGACGACACAGUUGGAGAAGAAGAUGACGAUGACCUGAAGAGCACGGACAUCCUUGGGCAGAGCAGUGAGGAGGACGAUGAGGAGGAAGAUGAGGAAGAGGAGGAGAACACCCUAAACAUUCCAGGCUUGGAGCAGCCGGUCUUGAUGGAUCGACCUCGCAGGGGCACCAGAGCCUUUGCCAUGGUGGGUACAACUGCAUCCAUGCGGCAGACACUGACAGAGGGCACGCUGGCCAAUCAGCGGCAGGGCGGGAAGAGGACGCUGGAUGCGGAGGGCCUGGGCCAGAAAGUGAGGCUGGAGGAGAAGCAACAUUUCCCGUGCAAAAAAUGCCCCCGUGUCUUUAACAACCGCUGGUACCUGGAAAAACACAUGAACGUCACUCACAACCGCAUGCAGAUCUGCAAUAACUGUGGGAAACGCUUCCUGCUGGAGAGCGAGCUGCUGCUGCACCAGCAGACUGACUGUGAGAAGAGCAUCCAGUGUGUGACAUGUGGCAAAGCUUUCAAAAAGCUGUGGUCGUUACACGAGCAUAACAAGAUCGUCCACGGCUACGCUGAGAAGAAGUUCUCCUGCGAGAUCUGUGAGAAGAAGUUUUACACCAUGGCUCACGUCAGGAAGCAUAUGGUCGCCCAUACGAAGGACAUGCCGUUCACCUGUGAGACAUGCGGGAAGUCAUUCAAGCGCAGCAUGUCCCUGAAGGUUCACUCUCUGCAGCACUCAGGAGAGAAACCCUUCAAGUGUGAGAACUGCAGUGAACGCUUCCAGUACAAAUACCAGCUGCGUUCCCACAUGAGCAUCCACAUCGGACACAAGCAGUUCAUGUGCCAGUGGUGCGGAAAGGACUUCAACAUGAAACAGUACUUUGACGAACACAUGAAGACACACACUGGAGAGAAGCCGUACAUCUGUGAGAUCUGUGGGAAGAGUUUCACCAGCCGGCCGAACAUGAAGCGCCACCGCCGCACCCACACCGGGGAGAAGCCCUACCCCUGCGAGGUGUGCGGCCAGCGCUUUCGUUUCUCUAACAUGCUCAAGGCUCACAGGGAGAAAUGCUUCCACGUCAGCAACCCCAUGGUUACAGACGGCAACAACCCCCUCGGCCUCGACCAGCCUCUGGCCUCACCCGCUGUGGACUCUUCUGGUCAGGUGCAGCUGGGGGCAGCGCUCCCUGCCACAUCUGUGACCACACCCACUGCUGCCUCUAGCCCACACCCCCUCCAUGGCACCCAGCUGUCCCUCCCCCUGCUGCACUCCAUGGGGGGGCUGCCUCCCACCCCUCAUUUACCCCCACCGCCUCCCCUGUUCUCUGCCGGUAGGAUGAACUCCAACAACUAACAAAUCUCUGUAGCAUCUAAAGCACUUUUGUUACUUUGUUUUUCUUAGAGCAUUUAAGAGGACUCCUGCGGCGGGAGAGUGAUGCACCUCAGUGACAUUUACACUGAGGAGAAAAACUGACUGAAGGCUACACGGAGGCCUCAUAAAAAACACACAUACACCUACCACAAUAAGAAAAAGUUAUUUUUUACUCUGUUAAAUACAAUAGAUAACCUCAGAGUCCAGUAGGACAUGUUGUCACAACGCUUCUCCUCAUGAAUUUCACAACUCUGUUCUGGUUUCAUUUGGGAUUUUCCACUACCACACACAUCUCUCCAGAGCCUUGCACAAUGCAUUGAUUGUAGCAUCUUUUUCAAAGUGGGAGGAAGAGUAUCCUAAAUCUUAACUUGUACUGGGGUGAUCAAUCGAGUCAGAACCACACUAAGAUGACAAAAAAAAUGUUUUAUUUUUGAUCGUUCCCUGCCAAGAUGUAGCGAGUGGUUCUGGUCCAACCCAGCAAUAACCAAAUGCUGAUUUGUCUUUGAGCAUAUACAUGUAUAUGGCAUUGCCAAUAACCAAAUCCUGUUAGCUCACCCGCUUUAGUUAGAUAAUGUUACACAGCAUUUAUAAUCGAUCCUGCACCUUACAUUUACCUCUAGUGAUAUUUAAAAUAUACUCCUAAUUGUCUUCAUUUUUAUAAUUGUGAUAGCGUGUAAUUUGUGACCUGUUACGUCAGUUUGUAAGGACGUAAGAAAAGUUGUGACACGUGGAGAGUCGGCCGUGCAAUGCAGCGUGUGGUGUUUGUGACUGUGUGUGUGUGUGUGUGUGUGUGUGUGUGUGUGUGAGUGAGAGAGAUGUGAAGCAGAGACGGGAGAUAAUGAUCUACGUUCAACUAAUCAACGCUUGAGCUUCCCUGAUUCAGGAGAUGGAGUAAUUUGUUGACUGUCAUCUUUUGCUUACAUUAAGCAGGCGCACCCUUCUCCUGUAGAUCUGGCUUUGACACGAUAUCGCACUAUUCUGUACUACUUGUAAAACCUAAUGUACUGACCUACAGUAUAUUUGUAGGUUUAAAAUCAAAUGUCAGUGUUACCUUCCGCCUCAUGUCCAAACUAAACCCAAUCUGUGUAAUUAGUUUCCAGAAUAUUAAGAGUGUAGGUGUAAAAAUCUUCACAAAAACCUGCUUACGUAGCUGAUUGAGUGUGCACAUUUCAUCAGGAUGUAUAUUGUGAAAUGAUAAACAUUAUAUCCCAAUGCCUAAAUCUCUCAAAGAGCACUGAUAGUGAUUAGUGCAUCACUAAAAGGGCUCCUUAUGAUUACAUCACUAUUAUCCAUAGUCAAUUUUUUAUAACAGGGAUCUGUAGAAGGUGAGCAAAGUUAGGGACAUGCAGUAUGUAAAACCGCCCAAAAAUGUGUGGCUCAACGUGCACUUUUGACAUUUUUGUCAUGAACCUACUGGCAGUAGAACUGAAAGAAUAUAAUCAAAUCAUUGUCAGUAAAAAGUUCUUCUCUUAAAGGAAUAGGGAAAUACACUCAUUUGCUGUCUUGCCGAGAGUUAGAUGAGAAAAUCUGAAGCUCCGGCUAGCAGCUGAUGGAAACAGAGCUCUGUCUGAAGGUUAAAAAAGAAAUCACCUAGCAGCCCCUCUAAAGCUAACUAAUUAAAAUGUUAAAUCUUGUUUGUUUUAUUGUACAAAAAACAGAGUAAAAACACCAAUUUGUGGUUUUACUACUUUGGUUUUUGUUCAGUUAUUGAAAGACAGGACAUGGGGAAACAGCUUGUGUUUUAACACUCAGUAAAUCCCAAUUGUUUGUUUUUACACUUAGGUUUUUGUACAUAGGCAGAUCUUUUUACCUAUGGGCAGAGCCAGGCUAAAUGUGACACCUUGUUUCUUGUCUUUAUGCUACGCUAAGCGUCUGCUCAUCUUGGAUGGACAGAUAUGAGAGUGGCAUCAACCUUCUCAUAUAACUCUGCAAGAGAGCAACAAAGCAUACUUGCCAAAAUGUCAGAAUAGUCCUUUAAAAUCUGACAUUUCAAUCAAUUAAAUCCAAAAAGACUCUGUGCACUAUCGAUGCACUCCUGCUCACUUUAUCUAUAGAUAGCCUACUUGUAGUUUAGCAUUAACCUGUAAAUAUUGUUAAGGUAUGUUUCCUUCUUGUGAUUAAUUCCUCAUGUUUACAUUUGGAGAGUCAGUUGAAUGUGCCCCCACGUGUGUCUUGGCUGGUACUAAGUUGGAAUUUGUGGAUAAGCUUUUGUAAAUGUAAUAAGCUGUUUUUUUUGUUUUUAUUUAAUAGGCAAAUUUAAGCACCUUAGUGUAGUCUUAAGUCUUCGCUCACCCUACUUACAUGUAUUUCUUAUAAACUGCCAUUGUUAAAAAGCUAGGGCCACAUCAGAUGUUAUUUGAUAAUGGUACUUUCCUUGUGUGUCUAACAUAUGUUUUGUACUUUGAUUUGCUGCUUUUGUACAGGGUCCAGUUUGAAACUGCCCUUUAAAUGAAAAGUAUAGAGCUGUUAAAUUGUUGAAUAUAUUCUGGCUUUGAUAAAUCCAAUUUAGCCUUACUGGACAAUUGAACUCCAGGGUCAGAAACAAGCUUCAGUUUAGACAUUUUCAGCAGUUUGAUGAGGUAACUGCCAGCAUCUUCUACUCAUCUAAGGUUUGAUGAGGUCAUUGGUAGAUAGGGCUUCUGGUUGUUGACAGAAAGAGGACUAAAGGCAACGUGGCACACAAACAUGGACUGUUGCUCUCUUGUGGCAUCUUUGUUAACUGCACUCUGUUAGUAAUCGUACACUUAAGAAAGAGAAAAGCCUCCCUUAAGAGUACACUAUCAUUCAUUAAAGAUGGCUAAGAUAUAUUUUCACACUUUACUGUUUUAAGAAGCUCUAGCCCAAGAGACAAUACUGAGAUACUGUGGUUAUAGUUUGUGUAUUCGCCUUACUUGGAGGGAUUUGAAUGUUUUUGUGUUAAGGAUGAUGGUAGUAGCUAAUGGUAAAGGAGAAGAGAUAGUAGGUUAUACUACUGAUUUAUGCACUUUGAAUUUGAUUGCCACACUAGCCCAUAAUGGGGAACAUGUAUGCAGAUACAAGGUAAAAAAUAGGUAGCAGAUAUGUGUACUGGAAAAAAAUAUUUCCAACAUUUCCAGGAAAAUCAAAAUUCAAAGGCAUACGUUAUAUUUAAAAGUACUGUGUGGAUAUUGAUACUUUAAUUGAUAUACUCUACAAAUUGCAGUCAAUUUCUUUGAGUUAACUGUUCAAAUGUUAUCAGAGUUUGUGGUUGGUAAGUUGCAGAAGCGGCCUGACCUGUGUUUUGUUACCUAGAAUAACUUAUUCGCUGUGGUGUGGAGUCAGCGCACCUAAACUGGUGUUUCAGUCUGCCUGUUUGGCACUGUGCACUUUUUAACAAGUGUUUGUGACACCUUCCUGAGGGUGCACAUAGUGCAGCUGUGGCUGUUUUUGGUUGGUUCUCCUAUCACUAACAAAACCCGAGAAACUACCAGUUUGCUCCUUUUGAAAGGUCUUAAUAUGUUUAUAAUUAUUUCAGGCCAUAAGAAAGUGUAAAGGAAGGUGUCAGUUGCCAAAUUAAGUAAUGACAAAGAUAUUCAUUAUUGUGAGCACUUUAUACUCCAGUUCAGCUAGCAAGGUUUGAAGGCUGAUACAGUUGCAGUUAUUUGAAUUGAAAUGUGCUGAUGGCAGGUGUAUGUUUUUAAUUUUUAAUUUUUCCAUGGUAUAAGAUAAGAAAUUACAAAAAUGCAGUCUCCUUGGCAGAUGUUCAGUAUUCUGAAACAAUAUUUUUUUUAUACCAGAGGGACAUCAGAACGGUUUGUUCAGAGCCUACAAAAAUUGAUCCUACUGUAUGUACCUGCUUGAAAUCAGAUUGAAAUAUUAUACUAGAAUCUAUUGCGAGCCUCCAAACCUGUGUGGUAUUAUUCACUUGCUGGUAUAGUAAAUCAAACAUUAUUUUCGAGGUGAAUGACACUGGGCAGAUGGGUCAGAAUUUUUGAAGGGCUGUAAUUUAUGAAAUGAUAAUCCUAAAUUGUCUGUUUUACCACACUUUGCCCACUGUAUUACAUAUAUAGUUCAUGACACAGAGUUCAGAGGAAGUGAAGAGAGUUAUUAGGCUAUGAAAGUCUAAAUCCACCCUAGAAAGCAUGGUUUAAAUGUUAAUCCUUUGUCUUGGAUUAAUGGUGAACAAGUCUUCCCUAAAUCCAGCUGCAAACAAGAAAAAACCCAUCUGUGACUUCAUCAAAGUGAUUUAAUUACACUUAAUCAAGCUGUACAUUAAUAAUGUGUCAAAGACGAACAUUUAUGCACUGACAUCUCUCAAAUCCUAAAAAAAGAAAAUAACAAGGACAUUUUUAAACAUUAAUUUUUAAAUUUAAUGGCAGUAAACUGAGAUUCUACAUACUGAGAAGGGAAAUUUUGCACAUUGUUUUAGAGUCUUAUAUUCAAGGCAGCCUUAGUAAAUUCUCCUUUACUAAGGCUAAUAGCCAAAGGCUUGUAUUAGAUUAAGCAAAGGUGGACCUGCCCUUGUCCUUAAAUGAGGGUUUGUUAGUGAUUAAGUGGGUGCCUAGACACAGUGACAGUGCAUUCUGCACUGCACCCAAAGCAAAUGUUUCUCACAUAAUGAAGCAUUGAGCAUGGCAGUUGGUACAGAGAAGAGUGCUCACGCAAUUGCCAAGUUGGUGUCUCUACUGGGACUUGUAGUUUUGGGUUUAGCUUCUAGAGCCGAAGUGUGUAUCAAAAAGGAUUUGAUUGUGUGGCCUUCCGCUUCAAGAAAAGUGUUGGGAAUAUUGCUGUCUUAUUUUAGUAGCAGUUACUGAAGUUCCAUGACGGUAUUGGAGAGAAAGUAUUAUAUGUAUGUAAGAAUCUAAGGAAAAGUAUUUCUUUUUUUAAGAUUGGAGGAGCAGUUUUUUGUUGUUUUUUAUGGAGCCACAAAACAAGCAAAAGGUUAUUAGAUGAGUCAAAAAUAUAACUGAAUAUGUCAAUAAAUGUUAGUUAAUUACUAAAAUGGAGUGUAAAAAUAUUCUGCGGUAAUAGAUUUUGGUCUGUUGGUCAGACAAAACAAGACGAUUGAAGAUGUCACCUUUGGUGCCGGGAUUUUUAUUUGAUUUAUUUUUUUGCCAAAAUUUUAUAGACAGACAAUAAAAAAACAAAAAUUGCAAGAGUGGGAUGAUAAAACUCAGAAACAUAUCAAAUAUUCAAGCUAAUGCUUUAGCUACUAUUACACAAGUUUAUAAAGUGACAAGACAGAGGUAUAGUUGAGUAUAUGGAUGAUUAACAUUACAUGUACUGGCUGCUGUAGUUUAAUGAAGUAGCUAGGUAACAAUGCAGGUGCUCAGUUUGUUUAGCCACCAGUGUUGUCAGUUAAGAUAGCCAGCCACACAGUCCUCUAAAAAGAACGUAAAUUAUAAUGUUUAGCUGUUUUUACCAACUGUUUUGAGGUUAAAGUAAAAUUCCUUUUUACCUCUAUUUAAAUGUUUUUACUGGCAGUAAUAUUCAAUAUGUGUAUUCAGUUGUAUUUUUUAAAUCAGUCUUUCACUACAAUUGGUCAGUUUCUGGGCUCCAUAGAAACUACAACAUAAAAUUGGAAAACAAGUGUUGUUGGUUAUUUUGCAUGUGAAAGUUUGGUUAGCUGUUCUAAUGAAUUUGUUCAAUUGUGAUGUUUCAGCUUUUUGAGCAAAGAUACAUGUGAUAUUAACCAGGGGCACCAAUGCCACAGUUAAUUCAGAUGAAGAUGUAAAUCCACAUACCCUCUACAUUUUCCAUACUCACUCACACUGCAGUUGUGUUAAAGAAAUCAUAAUGUGUACUGUUAUUUGCUGAUUCUCUACAUUAUAAUGUAAACACUAUGUCUUAGUUAACUCUGGUGUACAAAGACCAUGUGUAGGCAGUAGUUGUCCAGUUCAGCUAUAUUAAAAUACUAAAAACCGUACAAGGACAUUAGUUUCUAGAGGUGCUAAUAACAUUAGACUGUAUUUUCUGUCUUUUAUUGUAUUAUUGACUAGUGUUUACUGUCUGUAACACAGCAGAGCGUAAUGAAAUCAUUUCAAUAUUAAACAUUAUAGAUAUAUUAUUGCAAAU